Baudoinia panamericana UAMH 10762 is the source of this 1647-nucleotide messenger RNA. RefSeq lists its product as uncharacterized. The record is from RefSeq and is a predicted model, not a curated record. Gene Ontology annotation, molecular function: serine-type exopeptidase activity; dipeptidyl-peptidase activity. Lineage: Eukaryota; Fungi; Ascomycota; Dothideomycetes; Mycosphaerellales; Teratosphaeriaceae. Gene Ontology annotation, biological process: proteolysis. The transcript has 5 exons. The coding region runs from base 1 to 1647 and encodes 548 amino acids.
AUGUCUCCUUUACUCCGGUUUCUCGGGCUCCUGCUGUUUGCCAGUGCUGGUAGGCAAACUAUUGGCCAAGUACGACGGCAGAUCGAAGCCCAGCGACAUCAGCUGGCGAGGCGAGACGUCAAUCCCGCCUUACUCUACCCUGCGCACAACUUCUCGACCCCAAUCGACCACUUUCACAAUGAGACGAAGUAUGAACCGCACAGCAACGGCACCUAUCCCAUGCGCUACUGGUAUGAUGCAUCCUACUACAAGCCCGGAGGCCCUGUGAUUGUCCUGCAGUGCGGCGAGGGCGACGCGAGCGCACGCUUGCCGAUUCUGCAGAAGGGUAUACUGGCGCAGCUGAUCCAGGCCACGAACGGUAUCGGGGUGGUGAUGGAGCACCGAUACUACGGAACGAGCUUUCCCACUCCCGAUCUGUCUACGGAGAGCUUGCGGUUCUUAACGACAGAGCAAGCUUUGGCGGACGCUGCUUACUUUGCCCGACACGUAGAGUUUGCCGGCCUCGAGAAGUAUGGUGAUUUGACGAGCAACACAACCGCUUACAUUGGGUACGGUGGCUCCUACUCUGGAGCUUUCAACGCCUUCUUGCGCGUACAGUAUCCCGAUGUCUUCUGGGGCACGAUCUCGUCCUCCGGAGUAACAAAAGCCAUAUAUGACUACUGGCAGUACUUCGAUGCUAUUGCUCGCUACCAAUCACCCCUCUGCGUCGCUACGCAGCAGACCCUGACGCACAUUGUUGACAAUAUCCUCAUCGGUGAGGACGGCAGUAAUCAUACCAACAGCGGCUUUGUGACGCAGCUAAAGUCCGCUUUCGGCUUGCCAAAUGUGACGUACAACAACGACUUCGCCGACGUCUUGACUCGCGGUCUCGGCUUGCAGGCACUCAACUGGGAUCCCUCGAUCAGCAAUCCGGAGUUCUACAGUUACUGCGCGAACAUAAGCAAUACCUCCGUACUGUAUCCCUCGACGAAAGCGAUCAGUACGACGGUCUCUGACCUGAUCUCGGAGGCUGGGUAUACCGCCAACACCAGCCUCGUCAACCAAAUGCUGAACUACGUCGGUUACAUCAAUCUCACCGCAGUGGCAUCAUGUGCCGCCAGUAACGAAACGCAAGAUCAGUGCUUCGGUAACCACAACAGUACCUUCUAUCAGCAGGACGACGUGACCCAGACUUGGCGCUCGUGGCCAUAUCAGUACUGUACCCAAUGGGGUUAUCUCCAGACCGGCAGUGGUGUACCUGCCAACGAGCUGCCGAUGGUUUCGCGGACCAUUGACCUCGAAUACGAGAGCAUCGUCUGCAGGGAGGCCUUCGGCAUCCACAAUCCGCCCAACACCAACGCAAUCAACAAGUACGGUGGCUACAACAUCUCCUACCCACGUCUCGCGAUAGUAGACGGCGAAUGGGAUCCCUGGAGGCCAGCAACACCGCAUGCGUUCGGCUAUGGCGCGGUGGAUAGACCUAGCACUGCGAGUCAGCCGUUCAUGCUGAUUGCAGGUGCGGUGCACCAUUGGGAUGAGAACGGGGUGUUUCCAAACCAGACGACGAGCACGCUGCCACCGUUGCCAGUGGCUGACACGCAGAGAAUGGAGCUGAUUUUUGUGAAGGAGUGGAUGCACGAGUGGAAGGCAACUUCCUUCUCCUCGUAG